CUCACAUCCACUCAGGUCUCUCAGUCCAAACAGCGGCGGCGAAUCAACAUACAUCCCUCCGCAUCCUUCCGACAGCAAGCCCACUUCCUCCCUCACCUGCGCUUCACACUCAACUUCUCAGUUCUCUUGUCAAUUUGGCAGCGGGUGGUCUCCCCCACCGCCCCCACCCCAGAACACAUUUUAUUUUAUUUUUCCUAGUUUGUGUGGAUGUCUGACGGAGGGAAGAUGGUUUGGAUGCGGCGGAGAACCACCGGACUGUCCGCAUGUCUCCUGUUGUUGCUGAUUCAUUAUUUAUCCCCGGCAGAUGCAGCCAGAACAUGCAGCACUCGGCAGUUCAGGUGUGGAAACGGGAAGUGUAUCACCAGCAAAUGGGUGUGUGAUGGGAUGGACGAUUGCGGAGAUGGAACUGAUGAGCUGCAAGCCACCUGUGAGGCCAAGACCUGUCUGCCCUCAGAGUUUCACUGUGGCAAUCCCAGGAACCAGUGUACACCUCAGGCUUGGCAAUGUGAUGGUAAAGCUGACUGUGACAAUGGUGCUGAUGAACAGAGCUGUGUUCCCAAGGAAUGCACGACGGAUGAGUUUCGCUGUGCCAAUGGCCAGUGCAUCUCCACCUCUUUCGUGUGUGACGAAGACAAUGACUGUACGGACAGUUCUGAUGAAGCCUCCUGCCCGACCGCCACCUGUAGCUCAGCUGCCUUCCAGUGCAAUAACACGGUGUGUGUGCCAGCUCUGUGGGCAUGUGAUGGAGACAGAGACUGUGUGGACGGAUCAGACGAGUGGCCCCAGAACUGUGCGGGGAGGCAGCCACACAAGACAGCAAAGCCCUGCGGGGUCCAUGAGUUUCACUGUGGCAGUGGGGAGUGCAUCCACGGCAGGUGGCACUGUGAUGGGAGUGUCGAUUGCCAGGACCGAUCGGACGAGGUCAACUGCAGCCAUGCCACCUGUCGCCAAGAUGAGUUCCAGUGCAAGGACGGCUCCUGUAUUCAUGGCAGCCGUCAGUGUGACAAAGAGUACGACUGCAGGGACCUCAGUGAUGAGGUUGACUGUCACAAAGUGAAUGCGUGUGAAGGCCCCACCAUGUUCAAGUGUCGCAGCGGGGAGUGCAUUAGCAUUGAGAGGGUGUGCAACCGUCGACAGGACUGCAAGGACUGGUCAGAUGAACCUGCCAGGCUGUGUGACAACAACGAGUGUUUGAUUGAAAAUGGAGGCUGCUCCCAUAUUUGUAACGAUCUGAAGAUUGGCAACAACUGCUCCUGCCACACCGGAUACGGCCUAAAGAUGGACAAGAAGACUUGUGAAGACAUCGAUGAAUGUGCCGACUUGGAUGUAUGUAGUCAGAUCUGUAUCAACCUACCUGGCAGCUACAAGUGUGAUUGUAAGAUGGGCUACGAGAUGGACCCCGUGACAAAGAGCUGCAAAGCUGAAUCAGGCACUGUCCCUUACCUGUUCUUCACCAACAAACAUGAGGUGAGGAAGAUGACGAUGGACCGCAGUGAUUACGUUUGCCUGAUCCCCAAGCUGAAGAAUGCGGUGGCGCUAGAUGUAGACAUGUCUGGCAAGAUGAUCUUCUGGUCUGACCUCUCCCUGAAAAAAAUCUACAGCUCCCAAGUGGACGUGGCUGGUAACUCCUCUAACCACAAUGUAGUAGUCGACAUCAACAUUGAGGCCCCUGAGGGCCUUGCAGUGGACUGGAUCCAUGGCAAUAUCUACUGGACUGACAGCAUGCUGAAGAUUAUUUCUGUGGCAACCACAGAUGGCUGGAAGAGGAAGACACUUAUCACGGAGGAUUUAGAGAAGCCAAGAGCCAUAGUAGUGGAUCCAGUAAAUAACUUCAUGUACUGGACUGACUGGGGCAAUGAGGCUAAGAUUGAGAAAAGUGGGUUGAAUGGUGCCGACCGUACUGCUUUGGUGACGGACAACAUUGUCUGGCCCAACGGCAUUACCUUAGACAUGAUCAGCCAGCGUCUCUACUGGGUGGACUCCAAGAUGCACACUCUGUCCAGCAUUGACGUGAAUGGAGGAAGGAGGCAUAAUCUAAUUUUGGAUGAGGAAAAGCUGUCCCAUCCCAUCUCCCUGACGGUCUUUGAGGAGAAAGUCUUCUGGACCGAUGUGAACAACAAUGUGAUUAUGAGCGCUAACCGUCUGACAGGAAAUGACGUCAAAGAGCUGGCAAAGGACCUGCACCAGCCAGACGACAUUGUUCUUUAUCACAACUCCAAGCAGCCCAUAGGUAAAAAUUGGUGCCAACAAAGCAACAAUAUGAAUGGAGGCUGUGAAUUUCUGUGUCUCCCUGCACCUGUGAUCAACCAGGGCUCUCCUAAAUAUACCUGUGCUUGUCCUGACAACAUGACCCUGGCAGCUGACAUGAGGAAAUGUGUUGCGGGCUCAGCUGCCAUUCCCCCUGUAACCAAAUUACCUUCUCCAGUCACUUCCAUGGCUCCCAUGGCACCUACACCCAAUGAGCCUGUCUCUACCACUUCCACAACUACAACCACCACCACAACCAGAGCUGCCAAGAGACUUACAUCUACAACAACUACCUCGUCUGACCCCCGCAUCCAGUCUCAGGGCCCUGACCUCACCUCUACACAGAGUGCACGGCAGUCUGAGGUCACUGCUCAAGCUAACAGUAGAUAUGCUGCAAUGCCCAAAGAAGUGCAGUCAUCCCAUCCUGUUGCGCUGUACAUCGUGCUGCCAAUAAUGGUGAUGUGUCUGUUGUUCUUCGGAGCGGGCUUGCUGUGGCGACACUGGCGUCUGAAGAACACCAACACCAUCCACUUUGACAAUCCGGUGUACCAGAAAACCACCGAAGAUGAGCUGCACAUCUGCAGGACUGGUUCUGAUGGCUACGUUUAUCCUCAGAGGCAGAUGGUGAGCAUGGAGGACAUGGACAUUGCAUAACACGGAUAUGGAGGUGUUUAAAUGAAAGAUAUUUUUCUGAUGUAAAGGUGAAGCAACAAUAGCCAUUGUACUGCUGCUUACAUGCGCCUCCCCUUCCCAUUGACCUCAUUUGGUGGUCUGUGUGAUCUCUGACCUCAGCACUGUGCCGUCCAAGUCUCCCUCAGAAAAGAAAUGACAAAAUCUAGAUGACUUAGAUUAAAAAAGAAAACAUAUCCUUUAAGUUAUGGUUUAUCAAGACUGAAUAAAAGAAAACUGAAGGAGGCCACAAAGUGACUUUAAAAUGAAGGACUCAUGCAUGCAUCCAUCCAUCCAUCCAUUAUCCAAACCGCUGAUCCUGCUCUCAGGGUGGCGGAGAUGCAUGUUGAAAUGAUUUUUUUUUUUCACAUCAGAGCCAUGACUCUGAUUUCUUUACUUAUUUGAUGCAUUAUUGAAGUGCUUACCUGAAACCAGCACAAUAGGUUUUUAUUGUACAUAUUUAAUUGUGUGUUUGUUUUUUUUCUUCUUUUGGUGUUGAUUUAUUUGAUAUUUUUAUGGCACUGUUUUUACUGGGUUAGAUCCCGAGCUCAUCCUCAUCUGUUCUCUUGAGCCGAAAUGUUAUACACCGCCUUUUGGAAUUGUGACGCGGCAUGUCGCACAGAUUCAACUCGAGGCAAGAGCUUUGUUUAUAGAAAUGCUAAAGUCAUUCAUUAUAGGUAGCGAAAUUUUUAUGGUACAGCAGUACACAGCAAACACUAAGACCUCUAGAUAGCUUUAUCGUUUUACAAAAACGUUUUUUUACAAGGGCGCACAUGCUCAAUCACUUGGCCACCAAACAUCUCCACAAGAACACCGCAGCGUACCCUGGCCAAAGUCGGCACUAUAAUAUGAAGACACUGACAAUGGAUUAUGAAAAAGAUUCCAAUAAUAGCUGAAAUGCUUACUUUACUUUGCAGUGCAAGAACAUGAUUGGUCCACGAUGUUAUUUUGGGUGUUUCUAAAUUAAUUGAUGGGGUUUCUCAUACUUUGAUUGCGACCGGUAAGCCUUAGCCUCAAUUACAGUUGCACCCGGCGGCCCGGAGUCCACGCAAGUCAGUGUUAAUUUUAAUACUCUGAAUGUAUCCCUCCACCGCAUACUGUAUCCCCCUCUGCCUUGCACAGGAUGAUAUGAAGGAUGAAUUACUCCAAAAUACGUCAUUUAUUUUCUCUGGGAAUGCGUUGAUUUCUUCCUUUGUGUUUUGGUGUUUUCCAGCUACUUCCUGGAUGGGUCUGAAAAGCUUUAUGGGCAUAGCAACAGUAACUAAGGGGGGUGGGACUUUGCAAAAGGUCAAUUGGCUUAGCAUGUGGAUGAUUCACAAAGACAUAACAGGCUGGAUUCUGCUAGUUUGGACUACCUUUCAAACCAAUCUCUAGUAGUGGUGCACACCUUGGUGCACUAAUUUAGUACUUGCCUUAGAAAACAUAAUUACCUUGUUGCCUGCAAUUCUGUUAAAGGUCAGAAUUGCGUUUGUUGCCCCCCCCGGUCUUGAAGUCCAUUCGUUAUCCAAGCCGCUUAUCCUACUUAGGGUCAUGGGGAUGCUGGAGCCUAUCCCAGCAGUCAUUGGGCGGCAGGCGGGGAGACACCCUGGCCAGGCCGCCAGUCCAUCACAGGGUCUUGAAGUCUGGCAUUGUUUAUCAUGUGCUAUAGGUUUUUUGAAAAACUAAUUGUUACACCGAUUUGUUAACCUUGUAGUUUUUCUUUUAUGUGUAUAUCUAGAAAGUUAAUGGUUCAGAGAUGGCUUACAUUGCAGGUGGAGACAGCUGAAUGUUCUGAUGUCCGUCAAAUUGAAGAAAACACCUUUUUUUUUCUUUCACUUGUUGAAAAGCAUUGUGGGGGACUGCUUUUACUGUAAAUAAUUUCUGUAAAUUUUCUGUAAAAACUGCUCACUGUGAUGUUCCUUUUUAGGUUUGUACAUUCUACAACUAGAAAUAUUGUAAAUAGUCCAGAUUCAUUAUUUAUUUAUAUGAAUAUGUGAUUUGUGUCAUCUGGCUGUUGAUAUGUUGUCUGGCUGUACAGAUGUGAACACGUCAGCAGUUUACAGGGUGAACUGUUAAUCCAGGCAAGUCACUGUAACCUAAAGAUAAGUUAUACAAGUGAUGUACAAUCAAAUGUUGGGAACCAUGAUCUGUUCUGUGUGUAUGACGUCCUUAGACAGCUUCACGGGUCAUCGCCACUGGGUAGCUCUUGCCAUUUCCAACAGUAGGCUAGACGUUACACACUGAAAAGCUAUGCUAAUGUAACUUUCUUUGCUGCUCAGUUUUUUCUUUCACAUUGUUAUAAAAUGUGAUACAUUUUGUUUCAAAACUUUCUCCUUCCACUGUGAAGUUAUUGUCAAGGCACAAUGUGUUAAAUUUUAUGUGCGAGUCUGAAGGAUCGAGAGAACAACAGUCUGUUACUUUGCUUUGCUUUAGUCGCAGCCUAAAUUUUGUUUCCUGUUUGUUCUUUUGCCGUGUUUUGUUAAGUAAAAGAAAAAUA
Molecule: messenger RNA, 5392 nt
Organism: Lampris incognitus (smalleye Pacific opah)
Lineage: Eukaryota; Metazoa; Chordata; Actinopteri; Lampriformes; Lampridae
Gene: ldlrb
Product: low density lipoprotein receptor b
Exons: 18
Coding region: 208-2901 (897 amino acids)
Molecular function (GO): calcium ion binding; protein binding
Source: RefSeq, a predicted model, not a curated record